GAUGUCAACAAGUUACACAAGCGAGAGAUGGGGUUUUACAAGAGGACAGUUUCACAACUGUAAAAGAGGCUCCACGCCCACAUCCCCCACCCUUCUCCACCGGCCAAACCUGUGGCACCAGGGCUUCCUGUGAGGGAGCAUUACAGAGAAAUACUACACACACUCAAAUCAGUGGACAAACCCACGCCUUCUCUCUCUACACAACAACCGUGAGAGAAACACGUUUUUUUCUUCUUCUUCUCCUUCUUCUUCUUCACGGUCCUCUCUGAGUGACGAGUGGGGCCACACAUGAUCGGGGCUCGACCGGGAUGUUAUAACGUGAUAGUGUCGGAACAAGUAUUGCUCGUAGUCGCCUGUCCGUCCGGACCGCAGUCCAAACGUAGCCCCGCGUGAAUUAAACCGAUAUUUCCGCCAUGGAGUUGAGUUCAGUGAUCUUAACGACCGGGAGCUCCAUCGUGUUUUUCCGACUUGUCAACACUGCGGUCGGAAAGCUGCCCAUGCCCGAGUCUGCCUGCAGGAAUGCAUGGAGGUGGAGGAACAUCUCCACGUCCUUUGUGCACAGUUUCAUCACUGCGAUAUGGGCAGUGCUGUGCUUUUUCCUUCACCCAAAGAUGGCUGAAGAUUUGAUAGAAACCCACUCUGUGUUUUCUCACGCUUUGGUGUCGUUUUCUAUCGGUUACUUCAUCUAUGACUUCCUUGACAUGGUGGGCCACCAGAAGCUGACUCAGUCCUGGGAGCUUCUCUUUCAUCACAUCGUGGUGAUCACCUGUUUCGGCGUCUCUGUGCUGUCUUGCCGCUACAUUGGCUUCGCCGUGGUGGCCCUGCUGGUGGAGAUCAACUCUGUGUUCCUCCACCUCAGGCAAAUGCUCCGUCUGGCCGGCAACGCGGUGGGCACGCUGUAUCGGGUCAACAGCAUCCUCAACCUGGGCACGUACGUGGUGUUUCGCAUCAACACGCUGGCCUGGAUGACCCGCUGGCUGGUGCUCAACAGGGACAACGUGCCCCUCCUGGCCUACACACUGGGCAGCGUGGGAAUGGCCAUCAUGACCACCAUGAAUAUCGUCCUGUUUUGUCGGCUACUCAGGAGCGACUUUUUGAAGAGCAGCGCCCGGGAGACCAAGAAAGAGAAGGAGAUUUAAAGAUGAGUUGAGGAAGGGACACAAGAAGGAUUAUAAUCUAACACACCCGUUACUGUAUUUUAACACCAGCUUGUGUGUGUGUGUGUGUGUGUGUGUGUGUGUGUGUGUGUGUGUGUGUGUGUGUGUGUGUGUGUGCGUGUUUGUGUCCUUACGUGAAACACAGAUCAUCAAACACAGCCAUAAUGUUAAAAGCUACAUUUAGUUGUAGUUUUAACUUUAGGCUUGUGUACGUGUGUGUGGUCAAAAUAAUCAUGAAGUGCCGUUAUCGUCUCACUGAUGGCAGAUGUAGGAUUCUUUAUAUGAACAAUGAAAGGUUGUGUUAAACAAAACCAAUAGCCUUAUUUCCCGCAUGAUGUGGUUCAGUUAAAUCUGUUCUAAAAUGUAACUUUAGUCAGUGAAGAUGCUCUGUACAUAAAACAAACCCACUAACUCAUUAUAUUUCCAAAGAAAACAUAGGCAGCAAGUGCAAAUAUCUGAAGAAUAAUCUUUUUAUUUACCUCUGAGUAAGAAAAACCGUAGUAUCCAAACCCUCUUGUUCAACACUAGCACUGCAAAGGUUUUCUUUUCCUCCAACAAAUCUCAACUAAAAACCGCCUGCUACCUCAGAAAGCUUCGUUCUUUGCCUCACUCUUACACCAGCUUUGAUGUCAGUGUUUGUCAGGCUCUUUGUUAAAGGUGUAGACAAAUUGGAGAUGGGUGAAUACUUUGAAGUGGCAUCUAAAUAAAACGGAUCAGAUUUGAUGACACGAUGCAGAACAGCUUGAUAUUUUGUAGCUAAACGACGUGAUGCUUUUCUAAAUUAAUUCAAAACAUCUAGGAUAAAGAAUUUAGAAAGCAUGAACAAAUCAUUAUGUUCAUUAUACAUUUACAGUAUAACCCUCAUCCUUAAAACUACUUGAGCCUUUCAGAUCUGAUUGGUAAACAAUCGUGGUCGUUGUGUCGAACAUAACAGAAUAGUCAUAGUUUCUGACUUGAUUGGCUCACAGAUCAAUUAAAAGCCACCACCAAUGGCAUCGGUGUCCGGCAGCAGUAAGUGAUGGAGGUAUUGAAAACAAAACGGGUUUAAUGAGAAUAGAAGCGCGACAUAAACAAACUGACAUGUCGUCCUUUAGUGAUCCUUGACUUGGCAGUCGGAGCUUUCAGAUGCAGAUGUUAUUCUUCGUUUGGCCUUUAGGGGGCAGCACACUCAACAUCUCCUAUGUGAUCUCAGCACAAACAACACCAGAGAGGUCUUUAUUUAGAAACAUCGUUGUAGACCUGUACCUCCUCCUGCAUUUUAUUUUAUGUUGCCACGAAGCACAGAACUGAAUCCCCGUGUGUUAAAACAAACAGGUCUGAGAUCUGUAAAUACAGAAAACACAAGGCUGUUUUCUUUUGCCGCUCACAUCAUAGUGUUACCGUCCUCAGGUGGAUCGGAAACAUCUGAUGCCAUUAUGUUUGUCCUUGUUGCCUUUUUGUGUACAAUCAUUGUUUAGGGGGUUGGAAUGUGUAUAUUUGUAAUUUAUUUGUGCUAAAAAAGAAGUUGAGGAUUAAAGAUAAAAUGAACUGAA
Molecule: messenger RNA, 2689 nt
Organism: Cyclopterus lumpus (lumpfish)
Lineage: Eukaryota; Metazoa; Chordata; Actinopteri; Perciformes; Cyclopteridae
Gene: tlcd2
Product: TLC domain containing 2
Exons: 4
Coding region: 414-1139 (241 amino acids)
Biological process (GO): plasma membrane organization; regulation of membrane lipid distribution; membrane assembly
Cellular component (GO): plasma membrane
Source: RefSeq, a predicted model, not a curated record